GGAACAUGGCCGGCGCCGAGGUGAGCAAUGGCCUGAGAGAGGCUUUGAUAGAGAACCUCAACAACAUCUUAUCGCCCCAAGCUGAUGUCCGCCGUGCAGCCGAGGAGCAGAUCCAUGUCCUGGAGGUGACAGAAGAAUUUGGUGUCCACUUAGUAGAGCUGACUCUAGAUCGGAAUGGCCCCCUUCCCAUCCGGCAGUUGGCCUCUGUGCUGCUUAAACAGUAUGUCGAAGCUCAUUGGUGUACGGACUCGGAGAAGUUUAGAGUCACAGAGUGUCCAGAAUAUGCAAAAGCCAAAAUCAAAGAAUUAUUACCACAUGGCCUACAUGAACCCAUCAGUAAAGUCAGAUCCUCGGUAGCAUAUGCAAUAUCUGCCAUUGCCCACUGGGACUGGCCAGAAAAUUGGUGUGGGCUGUUUGACCUGUUGAUGGCAGCCCUCAAGACAGGUGAGGAGGCACCUGUACAUGGUGCAAUGAGAGUCUUGACCGAGUUUUCUCGGGAUCUCACUGAUGAUCAGCACAUACCCCAAGUUGCUCCAGUCAUCCUUCCUGAGAUGUAUCGCAUUUUCUGUGAAGAGGAGAAAUAUGGCAUUAGAACAAGGGUGAGAGCAGUGGAGAUCUUCAGCACCUUAGCCAACCUAAUUUGUAUGAUGGCGAGUAUUAGAAGCUUAGCCAAGACCCUUCUCUACCCGACUCUUCCAGCCUUCACUCAAGCUCUUGUCAAGGGUUUGCAGACCAUGGAUGGUUUCACUUCCGAUUCCGGCCUCAAAAAGGAAAUUCUUAGUGCUCUUACAGUGUUGAUGAAGAACGUACCCAAAAUGGGCCAGUAUCUUGGGGAGGUGCUAGGACCUGUGUGGCAAACCUUAACUUCUAGCGCCGAUACGUAUGUCAACACCACUGUCAAUGCACGAGAAGAUGCUGAUGACCCUGUUGAUUCAGAUGGUGAAGUUCUGGGUUUUGAAAAUUUAGUGUUUACCAUAUUUGAGUUUGUCCAUGCCCUUGUGGAGACGACCAAACACAAACAGAUGGUUAAGCAAGGAAUAGCUGAUUUGAUAUACUACAUCCUUUUAUAUAUGCAAAUAACUGAGGAUCAGAUUGAAAAUUGGAGCAAUAAUCCAGAUGCCUUUGUUGAAGAUGAAGAUGAAGAUAGCUUUGCAUAUUCUGUCAGGAUAUCUGCCCAGGAUCUCCUUCUGGCUUUGUGUCAGGAACUAGCCGAAGACUGUGGCCAGGGCCUUGUUGUGGCUGUGGGCAGGCACCUCGAGCGUGCGACUACCCAGAGGUCAGCUGGGGAUCCUGCGUGGUGGAAAACCCACGAAGCAGUCAUGCUGGCACUUGGGUCUGUGCGUGACCUUAUCCUGGAUCAGGUGGCUAAGGGACAGCUGCAGUUUGACCUCACAAACUUCAUUCAGUCUGUAGUGUUGGCAGACUUGGAUCCUAAUUCAUCUCCCUUCCUGGCUGGCCGAGCCCUGUGGUGUGGAAGUAGAUUUGGCCAAGCCAUAACUCCUGAGAUGUUGGAACAGUUCCUUCAGGCAACAGUGUCUGCUCUCAAAGAUAGUCCUAAUCCCAUCAUUAAGGUUUCUGGUGUCAGAGCUGUGUGGGGAUUUUGUGAGUUUCUAAAAGGCAGUGGCAACCCAGGUGCCCUCCAGCCAUACUUGCCAGCCAUCUUGGAUGGCCUCGUCACGCUUGCCACUCAGGCAUCAUCAGAAGUCCUGUCACUCAUCCUGGAGACUUGCUGCAUUGUUGUUUCUGUGGACUCAAACUUCACAGCAGCCAAUGUUGGUCGGAUCUCCACACUUUGCCUCGCUGUAUUUAUUAAGGCCAAUAAUGACCCUGUCCUGGUAGCCCUUGUACAAGAUGUUGUCCGGGAGCUCUGCCAAAACCCGGGCUGCACCACCACACUCCAGACGAAAUUCAUCCCAACUCUAGCUUCCAUUCUUAAUGCAUCGACAGAUAAAGUCCCCCCAGGUAUGCAGGCUGUGGCAUUAGACAUGUUAGAAGUCAUGGUCCGCUCCUCAUCACCUCCACUUGGUGAACCCCUUAUUAACGUAGCCUUUCCUGCGGUCGUCCAGAGAACUCUAAACACCGAUGAUAAUUCAACUCUUCAGAAUGGAGGAGAAUGUUUACGAGCUUAUAUUUCUGUAGCUCCAGAUCAGGUGUUAGCAUAUCAUGAUGCUGAGGGCAGAUCAGGGUUGCAAUAUGUAGUACAAGUAGCCUCACAGCUCUUAUCACCAGCCACUAGUGAACACACAGCCACUUUUGUGGGCCGCCUCAUUACCGUCCUUAUCCGAAGAGCAGGUGACCACUUAGAUAACCUGGACCUUCUUCUCAGAGCUGUCCUUAGUAAACUUCAGGGUGCAGAGAGUUUAACAGUUGUGCAAAACCUGGUGCUGGUGUAUGCUCAGCUAGUCCACUCACAGUUGGAUGGGGUGUUGAAUUUCCUGGCGGGGUUCUGGCCCUCAGGACAGUCGGCUCUUCAUUUCGUUCUCACUCAGUGGUGCUCCAAACAGCAUCUCUUCUUCGGUGCAUAUGAAGGAAAGGUUAGUGCAGUUGCCCUGGCUAAACUACUGGAGCAUGGUGUGACAUCAAAUGAUACCAGAUUGCAAGACAUCAUUGUUCAAGGAGAUCAGGUGUGUUCAAUAACUAACUUUCCCUUGUGACAGUGUUUUUAUU
This is a messenger RNA of Penaeus vannamei (Pacific white shrimp), 2667 nucleotides long. NCBI's taxonomy places the organism in Eukaryota, Metazoa, Arthropoda, Malacostraca, Decapoda, Penaeidae. The record is from RefSeq and is a predicted model, not a curated record.